Cooperia oncophora is the source of this 459-nucleotide messenger RNA. The record is from the annotation of a GenBank genome assembly. Lineage: Eukaryota; Metazoa; Nematoda; Chromadorea; Rhabditida; Trichostrongylidae.
AUGCUAGAAGACGAGACUAGUGGGUGGUACACGCUUCAUCAAGGAAAACUGACUGUGUGGGAAGGUGUUUGUGCUUUGAAGCUCAACAACGUCGUUCGCUUGUUCAAAAUCCGGGAUGGAAAGCUAUUUAGCAUCGCACUGGUGCCAGAAGCCGAUGUAAAACAGGUUUGCUCGGAUGGCUAUUGGAAUUGUGUUGAAAUAACGGGCACACUUGAUACGAGAUCUCCAUCGAUGUUUUACUACCAUGCUGACAAUGCAAUGAACGCUCGCUUAAUGUUGCAGCAUCUUAUUGAACUGACAUCCACACCCAUUCGAUCGCUCAACAUACGGCUGGAUCCCGAUCCACUACGACUGCACAGCUCGGAGCAAAUUUCAGAAAGGAUAACGAUGUGGUCCCAACUAGGCAAGGACUACUGUCACGAAUAUCGAGUUACUCUUGACUCGAACAUGCCAUUAUAA